AUGAGCGGUCUAUCAAGUCCUACUUCUCAACGAAAGCAAAGUAAUGCUUCAGGUCACAGUGUUGACCUAUCCGAACAAUCACCUAAAGGUUCUAAACGGGAUUACGAAGAAGAUGAUGAAGGAGAUGAUAGUGAAAUUGAAACUGGAAAAAGUGAAAAAAGAGCUGGUCGACGUAAAAUAAAAAUUGAAUAUAUCGAUGAUAAAAGCAGACGUCAUAUUACCUUUAGUAAACGAAAAGCAGGAAUAAUGAAAAAGGCGUACGAACUUAGUACUUUGACAGGCACUCAAGUUCUACUUUUGGUGGUAUCAGAAACCGGUCUUGUAUACACCUUUACAACCCCAAAACUUCAACCGCUCGUUACCAAACCAGAAGGAAAGAAUUUGAUUCAAGCUUGUUUGAAUGCUCCUGAUGCACCAUCAGCUCAAGAUCCAACUUCUACGCAACGAUCUGCACAAAACACCUCUGUAUACGGAAAUGAUCAAUCAGUUUCCGUAGAUAAUAACAGCAAUGAUGUUGAUUAUGACCGGAAGCCACAAGCUACUGGUCAAAUGCCACAAACUCAACAACAAUCUUAUACGCCGGCUGCUCUUGGUCUACAAUAUAGCCAGUAUGGUGGAUUAUCAAAUAACAUGGCCCUUGGUGCUACUGGAGGAAUCGCUCCUCCAUAUAUGAAUACAGCUAACAGUUAUCCUCAAUAUAAUCAACAGCAUUUGGCUCAAUAUGCUCAAAAUAAUUACAUGCAAUCUGCUGCCUAUUGGAACCAAACAGCCGGAGGAAACAACGCUGCAAGUGGCAAGGUGCAGUAUCCUACUCAAUCAUCUGAAAAGAAAUAA
Cetraspora pellucida is the source of this 834-nucleotide messenger RNA. The record is from the annotation of a GenBank genome assembly. Lineage: Eukaryota; Fungi; Glomeromycota; Glomeromycetes; Diversisporales; Gigasporaceae.